AUGGAUAAACAUGGAGCCGCCCCUAUAGACAGCGGAUGGGCAUGGGUGGUGAUGGCUGCGGUUAUGCUGUCCACAUUUUUGGAUAUGGGUUUAUACAAAUCAUUUGGAAUAUUUUUUGUCGAAUACAUUGAGAAAUUUGGAUCCAGUGCUACUAUCACGUCAGUGAUAUCCGGAAUAUAUUUGGGAGGAUACAGCAUUGUGGCAUUGGUGAUGAUGACUUACGGACUGGGCAGGAUCAGUUCCCGACAAUCAGUGAUGUUUGGAGGCGUCUUCCUGUCCAUUGGCUAUCUGCUCUCUAGCUUCGCUACCACAAUACAAGUCGUGUUUGUCGCACAGGGCGUGUUCGCCGCAAUUGGAUCCGCCUGUACACAUGGUCCCAGCAUCGUGAUACUUAGUAAAUACUUCGACAAACGGAGAGGAUUAUCAAAUAGUCUCGCCAUUUCAUGUGCUAGCUUAGGUGGGCUGGUAUUGCCGAUUUUGUUUCAUGCACUGGUGAAAUGGUACAAUCUGAAGGGAGCCUUGCUGAUAACAUCCGGUAUUAUUUUGAAUUGUACUGUUGCUGGUGCACUUAUGCGACCUAUAGAUCAGUAUCAACUGAACGGAAAAUUGAAAAGUGACUCUUUCUCGAAUGGAACUGAAAACGUCCGUGACAAAGAAAAUAUUUCCAAACUUUCAAACAUCAAUACGAAUCAAACAUUGCAUGAAUCACAACAAAAUGUAGGCUGCAGUGGUCCAGAGCAAAUAAAAGGAGAAAAAACAGAUAUGAGUGAAUUUUCCGGAAGUUGUAUAAGUUUAACUCAUAUAGCAAGUUCAACAGUAGAUGUUAAGUUACGCCCCGAAGAAAGUGAUAACAUCAACUCAAAGUGCGUCUUCAACUUCGAAAUUCUGUCUCAAAUUUUUGAUUGUUCGCUAUUCAGAAACAUGAUAUUCAUGAUACUGUUGAUCGCUGGAUGUCUUGGACAAAUCGAAUGUGCCCUUGCACUCAUUUUCAUCCCUCCAUACGCAAAAGAUCAAGGUGUUGCCGACAGUGACAUCCCUUUUAUAGCCGGAACUAUCGGGAUUGCAGAGUUUACAGGCAGGUGCUUUAUUGGGAUGUUUGCGGAUGUUAAGUUCAUAGACAGACACAUGUUGAUCGCUGGGUCGUUAAUUAUCACUGGUAUUGUGACGCAAUGUGUACAUCUGUAUGAUAGUGUGUGGACUUUCGUGGUAUUUGCAGCCCUAUACGGUUUGUUCAGUGGUGUGCUCGUCGCCCUAUAUUCACCUGUAUGUGUUGACCUUCUGGGACCUGACAGCAUCAGAAAAACUUAUGGAAUAUCUUGUUGUUUUAACGGAGUAGUAACCAGCUUGGCGGCUCCCUUCUUUGGUUUUCUGCGAGAUGUAACUGGAUCUUACGAGCUACCAUUCCACUUGAUGGGAAGCUGUGCCAUACUUGGUGGAAGUUUGCUACUGUUAGUACCCUGGGCGAAGCGAUAUGAGGAAAAUAAAUUAGCGAAUUCCAAAACACCACAGCAAUUGCCACUAAUAUGA
Messenger RNA from Ylistrum balloti, 1527 nucleotides. RefSeq names its product monocarboxylate transporter 5-like. NCBI's taxonomy places the organism in Eukaryota, Metazoa, Mollusca, Bivalvia, Pectinida, Pectinidae. The transcript has 5 exons. The record is from RefSeq and is a predicted model, not a curated record. Gene Ontology annotation, molecular function: monocarboxylic acid transmembrane transporter activity. The coding region runs from base 1 to 1527 and encodes 508 amino acids. Gene Ontology annotation, biological process: monocarboxylic acid transport; transmembrane transport.